This is a messenger RNA of Seriola aureovittata, 4391 nucleotides long. RefSeq names its product Na(+)/H(+) exchanger beta-like. The coding region runs from base 420 to 2753 and encodes 777 amino acids. The record is from RefSeq and is a predicted model, not a curated record. Gene Ontology annotation, biological process: sodium ion transport; proton transmembrane transport; regulation of pH. NCBI's taxonomy places the organism in Eukaryota, Metazoa, Chordata, Actinopteri, Carangiformes, Carangidae. The transcript has 12 exons. Gene Ontology annotation, molecular function: sodium:proton antiporter activity. Gene Ontology annotation, cellular component: membrane.
GAGAGAGAGGGAGAGAGAGAGAGGGAGAGAGAGGGAGAGAGAGAGAGAUGUGUGAUGAUGUUGUGACUUGCUGUGAGUUCUCAGAGUCACGUUAGAGGAGAAACAGAGUCCGGAUCAACCAGAGAACAAACCACCAGCGUUUAAAUCAUCUGAGCGGGAGAGAGAGAGACGCCAUGAUGAUUUAAAAUCAACACCUGCUGAUGACACGCGCUCACACCUGUCCGUUCUUCCAAAACUCCGCGUCGUUUUAACAUGUCUGGAGAGUUUGGGCGUAAAAGUGCGCGCUGCUCCGUGGCGCACCAUCUUCAUCUUCAUCUUCACCGGAUCUAGAGCCGAGCCGGAGCCGAGCCGGAGCCGAGCAGCAGCCGAACAGCUGCCGAGCAGCUGCCGAGCAGCUGCUGCCGUCAGAGCGUCUGAAAAUGGCUGAGCUGCGUCCCGCCCGGAGCCGCUCCGCUCCGAGACUCAGCGCCGUCUUCUGCGUCUUGCUGCUGGUCUCUGUGUCCGUGUCCGUGUCCGUGUCCGUGUCCUCCGCCAGCCAGGAUGUUGUUUCUGGAAACAACGAGACUCGGACACGGAACCCGACCCGGGUCCCCGAGCAGGACCAGCACCAGACCAACUCCUCGGCUCACAGGAAGGCUUUCCCCGUCCUCUCCUUCAACUACGAGCACGUCAGGAAGCCGUUUGAGAUCUCCCUGUGGAUCCUGCUGGCUCUGCUCAUGAAGCUGGGUUUCCACAUCAUCCCCCGAGUGUCUCACGUGGUCCCAGAGAGCUGCCUGCUGAUCGUGGUCGGUCUGCUCGUCGGCGGCAUCAUCAAAGCGAUCGGAGAGGAAGCCCCCAUCCUGGACUCCAAGCUCUUCUUCCUCUACCUGCUGCCGCCUAUCAUCCUGGACGCCGGCUACUUCCUGCCCAUCCGCCCCUUCAUGGAGAACAUGGGCACCAUCCUGGUGUUCGCGGUGGUGGGCACGCUGUGGAACGCCUUCUUCGUGGGCGGGAUGAUGUACGGCGUGUGUCAGAUCGAAGGCGCCCAGCUGAGCAGCGUCGACCUGCUGUCCUGCCUCCUCUUCGGCUCCAUCGUCUCGGCCGUCGACCCCGUGGCCGUCCUCGCCGUGUUCGAGGAGAUCCACAUCAACGAGCUGCUGCACAUCCUCGUGUUCGGGGAGUCGCUGCUCAACGACGCCGUCACCGUGGUGCUGUAUCACCUGUUCGAGGAGUUUUCCCACGCAGGGACGGUCACCGUGGGCGACGCCCUCCUCGGCGUCGUCUGUUUCUUGGUGGUGUCCCUGGGGGGCAUCAUGGUGGGGGCCAUCUACGGCGUCCUGGGAGCUUUCACUUCCCGCUUCACCUCUCACACCCGCGUCAUCGAGCCCCUGUUUGUUUUCCUCUACAGCUACAUGGCGUACCUGUCCGCCGAGGUCUUCCACCUGUCGGGCAUCAUGUCGUUGAUUGCGUGCGGCGUGAUGAUGCGGCCGUACGUGGAGGCCAACAUCUCCCACAAGUCCUACACCACCAUCAAAUACUUCCUGAAGAUGUGGAGCAGCGUCAGCGAGACGCUCAUCUUCAUCUUCCUCGGCGUUUCCACGGUGGCCGGUCCUCACGCCUGGAACUGGACCUUUGUCAUUUUCACCGUCAUCAUCUGUUUAGUGUCGAGGGUUCUGGGCGUCAUCGGUCUCACCUACGUCAUCAAUAAAUUCCGUAUUGUGAAGUUGACCAAGAAGGACCAGUUCAUCGUGGCCUACGGUGGCCUGCGAGGUGCCAUCGCCUUCUCUCUGGGCUUCCUGCUGACCAACAGCAAGUUGAAGAACAUGUUCCUCACCGCCAUCAUCACCGUCAUCUUCUUCACUGUGUUUGUGCAGGGGAUGACCAUCCGGCCUCUGGUGGAGCUCCUGGCAGUGAAGAAGAAGAAGGAGAGCAAAGGGUCAAUUAACGAGGAGAUUCACACACAGUUCCUGGAUCAUCUCCUCACGGGGAUUGAAGACAUCUGUGGACACUAUGGACACCAUCACUGGAAAGACAAGCUGAACCGCUUCAACAAGGCCUACGUGAAGAGGUGGCUGAUCGCCGGCGAGCGCUCCACCGAGCCGCAGCUCAUCUCCUUCUACAACAAGAUGGAGAUGAAACAGGCCAUGAUGCUGGUGGAGAGCGGGAGCGCCGCCAAGCUGCCCGCCAUCGUGUCCUCCGUCUCCAUGCAGAACAUCCAGCCUAAAGGUCCGGUCAGACAGCGAGCGAUACCGAGCAUCUCCAAGAGCCGUGAGCAAGAGAUCAGGAAGAUCCUGCGAGUGAACCUGCAGAACACCAGACAGAGGCUUCGCUCCUACAGCAGACACGACCUGAUGAUCGACCCGUUUGAGGACAAUGUGAGUGAGAUUCGCUUCAGGAAGCAGAGAGUGGAGAUGGAGAGGAGGAUGAGUCACUACCUCACGGUUCCUGCAAACCGUCAGGAAACUCCACCAGUGAGAAAAGUCUGUUUCGAACCAGAACAUCAGGUUUACACCUACGAUGACGGUGAGAGCCCGAGGAGGCGGGACUCUCAGCCUCAGCCCCGCCCUCCUGAUGCCGUCAGCCUGUUGAACGAGUCUCAGCCGAGGCCCAAUCAGAGCAGCACGCCGCGAGCUGAAGGCGACAUGGAGCUGAAGGCGAAGGCUCCAGACGAUCAGGAGGAGCAGGAGCAACUGAAGCUAUCACGCUGCCUCAGUGACCCGGGUCCAAACCAGGAGGGGGAGGGGGAGGGGGAGGGGGACUCCUUCCUGUCAUGAUGAAGCACAAACAUACAGUACUUGAAAGUGAAGGAUGUUUUCUCAUCGUCACUCGUGAUCUGAAUGGAUGGAAGUCGUAGCAAAGCUUCAUAUUUAUAUUUCAGUAUUAUUUUUUAUCUUGUGAUAUGGGAUUUUGGAUUUUGUCUUUUUCACAACUUAUGAUUUUCUCAUAGUUUCUACCAAAGCAGGCUCCACUGGCCGUCUGCUGCUUCAGGAUCAUGAGACUGGAAUGAGCCACAUUUUGUCUCAACGUGCAGAUCCGCAUCAAGUCCCACAACAAAGACAGAGCACUUCUUUUAACAAACUUGAAGCACCAGACGGGUGGAGUUUACCCACCUCAAAGCACAGUAUAACUACGCCAUAAAGUAGAGCCCGAACGAUAUGUCAGAAAGGCAACAACAAACAACGUCACAGACGUUUUUAAGAUAUGUUUGAGUUCAUGUGUCUGUCAACAAUUUGAUCCAGACUGAAAAAUCUUACUGGACAAACUUCCAUGAAAGUUAUUACAAACAUUCAUGAUCUCCAGAGGAUGAAUCUCUCUCACUUUGGUGAUCCUCUGACGUUUCCUUUGGUGCCACCACGAGGUUCACAUUUGUGCUUUUAAGUGAAAUAUCUGAAAAACCACUGUCAUGAAAUUUGGUUCAGACAUGCAUGUUCCCCUCAGGAUGAACCGUAAUCACCUUUAACUUUUUACCCAGCAUCCCCUUCAGGUCAAAUGAUCAAUUUGUCCCCUCGGUUUCUGACCAAAUAUCUAAUCUCAUUCCUAUCAGCCUUAGCUUCUGUGCUAAUUAGCAAAUGUUAGCAUGCUAACAGCCUAAACUAAUAUGAGGACGGUGCACAUUUUACCUGCUUGGCAUCAGCGCGUUAACAUUGUGAUUGUGAGCAUGUUAGCAUCCUGACAUUAGCAUGUAGCUCAAAGCACAGCUGUACCUACACACAGACUCUUUAACUAUAAAGUGCUGCUCUGUAAAUGUCUAAAAAACUAAACCAACCUUAAUGACUUCUUGAUUAAUGAUUGUUUGUGUGCUGUUUAAUUUUUGAACUCUAAUAUCAAUGUUGGUAAAUGCCUUAAAACUCCUUACUGACAGGCCAUAAUAUCAAGUGUAAAAUACUGAAGUCGACUCAGUUUGUUUGGAUAGAAAACACCAUUCUGCUAAUUGAAGAAUGCUAAAUUAGCUUCUUAAAGUCAAAGCUGCAGAUAUUGUUGGACCGACGUCUGUGAAGAAGCUUGGCACUGUUUGUCCGUCGCUGCAUGACUGCUCAGUGUUUUCUCAGGGACUGCAACAUGGCUCCUGCUAACAGACGCCGUCUGUCCUCAGUGUGCUGCACAGUGACUGUCUGUGAUGUGACUGCUUAUAAGCCAAAGUGUUUUAACUGCCAACAGCUUCAGUAACAUUUCCACAGUGAUGUUAAAUAAACAGGGUGUUUCACUGGAGGUUAAAGAGAUCAGCUCUGCCUGAGCUUCAGCUGCCGAACGUUUGCCUUAAAAUGUUUUUGCGUUCUUUCUGUGUUUGUUUGCAAGUUGAAGUAUUUUUGUAUCUUGGAAAAAAAAAAAGUGUCGUAGUCAUGAAUGUUUGUCAAAUGAAGAAAAAGCUUUAAAUCCUGUCUGAAAUAAAGGUUUGUCCCAGUCGAUGUUCA